Psilocybe cubensis is the source of this 3225-nucleotide messenger RNA. RefSeq lists its product as uncharacterized. The transcript is spliced from 13 exons. Bases 1 to 3225 code for a protein of 1074 amino acids. Gene Ontology annotation, cellular component: cytoplasm; nuclear pore; nuclear matrix. Gene Ontology annotation, molecular function: tRNA binding; small GTPase binding. The record is from RefSeq and is a predicted model, not a curated record. Gene Ontology annotation, biological process: tRNA re-export from nucleus. NCBI's taxonomy places the organism in Eukaryota, Fungi, Basidiomycota, Agaricomycetes, Agaricales, Agrocybaceae.
AUGGAGCAGCAAAUAGAUCAGGUCGUUCAAGCUAUCGCUAUUGCUUUUGAUCAGAGUCAGAUUUCAUUGCACCAACAAGCCCUUGCGUAUGUCUCGACAUUCCAACAAAAUGCAAACGAAACGUGGAGGCUCGCGUUGAGGCUUUUCGUAGAUCAGAAUGCAGAUGGAACCAGGAAAUAUCCUCCACAGGUUAGAUUCUUUGGCCUUCGUGUGUUAGAUGAAUUUUUGGAUAACCGAUUCGAAAGAUUCGAUGACGAGUCAUUCCAAACUCUCCAACAAGCCUUAGUCGCAUAUAUCGAAUCCGAAUAUGUUCGUGGUCCCGCUGAAGCAGAUGCUACUUUUCUGCGGAACAAGUUUUCACAUACCCUCACGCUCUUCUUCCUGUGCACCUAUCAAGAUCAAUGGCCCAAUUUCUUUACCGAUCUCUUUACGCUCAUUCACCCCACCGAACAGAGUCCCUCCAGAGGAUUUAACAGACAUGUAUCCCUGCUUUUUUUCCAUAUCGUCCUCGAGAUUUCGGGCGAGGUUGCCGACCAGAUUAUAAAGUCGGCGAGAUCGUUCAAUGCUGCACGUCAUGCGCGCGACGCCAAAGUUCGGGAUGGUGUUCGCGAACGAGAUGCAGCAAGAAUUAAUGAAGCUGUUCUCACCAUUGUGGCAGAACGCACCGAACGCAUGAACGAACUACGCAAAAAUCCAGGUUCCGCUACAGAGCCAAAAGAGCUUGACAAUGCAGUAGAAGUAGUGGACUGGGGUGUUCGAACCUUUGGAUCUUAUGUUGGAUGGAUCGACAUCAAUUUGACUGUUACUCCAAUUACUGUGCCGCUACUAUUUAAUCUACUUGCUGAUCCGUCUCUACCAAUACGAUUGGCAACAUCGGUUGCACUACUUCGCAUCGUGUCAAAGGGUCUCAAGGAGCCAGGUGAUAAGCUCCAGUUGUUAAAAGUUCUGUCUCUUGGUCAAGUUCUUGAGGCUUUGGAAGCGAAAACUCGUGCUCAACAGGUAGAACGCGGCGAUGAUACUGAUGAAGGAGAGGAAUCAUACAGGGAAGCAUUGGGAAAAUUGUUGAACGUACUGGGGCAGGAGCUUGCUAAGCUAGUCGAAGAGUGUCAGAACGAGGAGAUUCGUUCUGAAGCAUCAACAUAUCUUACUCAGAUUCAGCCAAUCAUGUUGAAUUUUUUGGCGGAUGAAUACGACGACACAUGUUCAACCGUGUUCCCAUUGCUCAAUCUCGUUUUGGCUGCCUAUAAAAGGUCACGUAAAAUAUCCACAGAACCUCUUGAUGAACCAAAGCGGGCAUUUCUUGCCUCUCUUCUUCAGGUCAUCCUGGCCAAGAUGAAAUGGGACGAACAUCCCGAUCCUGAUGGUGCCGAGGCAGACGAAGAUGAUAUCGCCGAAUUUGAAAAAAUGCGCAAGGACCUGCGUGUCUUUUUAGACUCUAUCCUUUCUAUAGACCAGGAUCUUGUCACUGAAGCUGUGCGCACGCUGUCUCUGAAUACGAUCUCAGCCUAUACGUCGGGUGUGUCAUUGAAGUGGAAUGAUGCGGAACUUGGUAUCUUCUUGGUGUAUAUAUUUGGGGAGAUUAACAAAUCUGGUGGGAAAGGGCGUGCGGCAUUUUGUCAGGCACCCACAGUGGACAAAGAAAAACGGAAAUCCGCGGAUUAUUCAGAAUAUCCUCUUACUGCACACGGCGAGAUGCUCCUUGCGCUUGUGCAAUCCGGCAUAGCUUCAUUCCCCAAUCGAAAUGUAGCACUGCAGUUCUUCGAGACAGUGUCAAGAUAUGCAGAUUUUUUUAAAGUUCGAAGGGAAUGCAUUCUUCCAACGCUCGAGGCCAUGGUCGACACUCGAGGGCUUCACAAUGACAAUGAUCAAUAUCGCUUACGCAUGUUUUACCUGUUUCACCGUUUCAUCAAGGAGCUCAAGAAUGAAAUUCCCGUCGAUAUAUGCCCUGGAAUCAUCGACAGUGUACGAAACCUCUUGCCAAUUACAGUGGUGAUCCCUGAACCCGAAGAACCCGAGACCGAUGUAUUAGCAGAGGCUCUUGCAAAUUCUACGUUCGCCUCCCAGCUCUAUCUAUUCGAAAUUGCCGGCAUGUUAUGUUCUCUAGUUUUCAAGAAUCCUGCACAGCAAUCGGAACUACUGCUGUCACUGGUUAAGCCACUAAUGGAUGAUCUAUCUGUCAGCUUCCAAGCUUUCAGGACGAAUGGGCCAUCAGAUUUAGUGCCAAUCGUUAAAGUCCACCAUAUCAUCAUGGCACUUGGUAGCAUUGCAAAAGGAUUCCCAGAUUAUCCUUCGACGGUCCCCGAAAAUUACAUCCUGCCUCCAUUGGAAGUAUUUAGCCAAAUGGCUCAAGCCAUGAUGGUUUGCCUGGAAGCAAUGAGUGUCUUCAAACCUAUCCGAGAUGCAAGUCGCUUUGCUUUUGCAAGAAUUUUGGCUACUGCAGGCCCGACAGUCACACAUUUCAUUCCGCCACUCAUGAGCAACCUGCUGGUUCAUUUUGAACCCGCAGAGCUCGCUGAUUUUAUGAACUUCAUUGGUCUCCUUAUUCAUAAAUUACAGAGUAAUAUGUUUGAUGUUCUGGAUCAAUUGAUAGGACCUUUGAGCACGCAUAUAAACGAACUCUUAUCUCAACCCAUCACUGGUACAGAUGAUCAGCGUGCGCAUGUAGAAACUAAAAGAGCGUACCUUGCCCUUUUGAAUAAUAUCAUGGCCUCCAAACUGCAGGGGAUUUUUGUGUCAGAACGAAAUUCUGCGCGUUUUGAAAGUCUAAUCGAAACUAUGCAGCGCUUAGCAGAAGAUGUUUUAGAUCCCGCUAGCGAAAAGGUGGCAUUAAUGUUCCUAAACCGAGGUGUUAGCGUCUGGGGCCAGCCAGUCGAUUCAUCCUCUGCAACUAAUGGACUGGAGGCGGGUGAAGGGUUGCCUGGAUUCGAGCGUUUUAUUUACGAACGACUCAUUCCGAUGGCAUUCCGUGUUCCAUCAUUACCCAAUUUCAAUAUGAAAGAUGGGCAAAUUACGGUAGUACUCCACGAAAUCGCCAAUCUUCUCCAAGUUGUCUGUAAAACACGAGGAGCGGAAGCGUACACAUUCUUCUUGAAUGUCUUCUUGCCCUCCCAAAACUGGCCUUCGGAAAUGGCCCUAGAUUUUACGACCAAGCUCAAAGACCUAGACGGCAAAAACUUCCGGAGAUACUUCACAGAUCUCAUUCGUUCUUCACGCACGUCAUCAUAG